Cyclopterus lumpus (lumpfish) is the source of this 3361-nucleotide messenger RNA. It is a transcript of the gene limd2, whose product is annotated as LIM domain containing 2. Gene Ontology annotation, molecular function: actin filament binding. Gene Ontology annotation, biological process: actin filament bundle assembly. The transcript has 4 exons. The record is from RefSeq and is a predicted model, not a curated record. Lineage: Eukaryota; Metazoa; Chordata; Actinopteri; Perciformes; Cyclopteridae. Bases 504 to 917 code for a protein of 137 amino acids. Gene Ontology annotation, cellular component: plasma membrane; actin cytoskeleton.
UGUGUGUGUGUGUGUGUGUGUGUGUUGGGGAAUUUAAGCGGCGGGUUUAAGAGCUGAACUUUUGUUGUUGAGACGAUUUCACCACUUGUGUGAAAGUGUUCUUUGUUCAGAAAGACACGACUCUCCAACUGGCUCUGGCUUCUCACACACUGGCAUGUCAAAUUGCUUCGCAGUUAGAACAUAUCUAAUUAACUAACCGUACAAAAACCCUCCUUUUUAUUUCUGUUUACAUGAAACGCCAUGUUCUGUGUUCACAAAGGCCCCUCAUAACCAGCCCCUUCACGUAUUUGCUUAUCCAUUUGUCUCUUUUAUUCGCUAAAGCAUCCGCACAGAAUAAGCAGUCAUUUAUUGGGAUGAAAGUCGGACUGUAGCUGCUGCCUUCCCCACUGGGAGAGUACUCUGCGAGACAGAGGAAGCCAGAUGUGUCACGGCAACUUCCUACCACAUUCAAGCUGUUUGGUAGCAAUUGAGACUCAUGUACAUAUAAGGUAAAAGAAGACAAGAUGGCACAAGCUAAUCUGAAGUCUUCCAGGAAGCCUGUGUAUGUGUGGAAUGCAUGCCUACCCCCUAACAUGGACACCAGGAGCACCACUGAAGAGAAACCUGUCCAGCGAUCUAAGUCUUUCAGCUUUAAGACCCAAAAGGAAGUGUGCUCCUCAUGUGAGAAAACGGUCUACCCGAUGGAGAGAUUGGUUGCCAACAACUUGGUCUUCCAUUCAUCAUGCUUCUGCUGCAAGCACUGCAACGCCAAACUUAGCCUUGGCACCUUUGCAGCACUUCAAGGCGAAUUUUACUGUAAACCCCACUUUCAGCAGCUGUUCAAAAGCAAAGGCAACUACGACGAGGGCUUCGGACGCAAACAGCACAAAGAGCUCUGGGCCUCCAAGGAGACAGAUAAUAUAACAAAGACGGCAUAAAUCAUGUCUGUGUCCCAUCCCAGCCAUGCCGCUUUCUUUCCCUCCCCCUAACACCUCCAGUACAUCCCGAUGAACACAUGCCUCGUAUGCUGAGGCACUGUUUAAUCUCCCACACGCUCACUCGCUAUUUAAAUGCCAUCAGAACAGAUACAUGCACAAACAGCAUGGAGAUGACUGGACAGUCAUAAUCCAUUCCACUUUUGGGGUUCAAUUGAAUUGAUAUUCAUUCAUUUUAUAAUUUCCAAUUUCCUGUUUGGAAUUGGUAGUUGGUUGUGACCAAAAGCCUCUCUAGUAUGGAGAGUAUAAUGAUAUUAAAAAUCACAUUUUCUUUUUAAUUAUUCUUUUAAAAAAACAUUUGCACCCUUUUUUUUAUUAUUAAAUAAGUCAACUGUAUGCUCAGGCAAAUGUAUCCGAGGCGUUACAGAGCAUCCAUGUUUCGCAGUAGAGCAUACACUCAGGUCAAUUUUCACCCCGAGAUAUAAAAGAUCAUUUUGCAUCGUUUUAACAAAACAGAAAUCAAAAUAACAGUCCUCAGUAUUGUGACUUUGCUGUCAGACAUUUAUGUCGGUUUGUUAGGUUUCAUAUAUUUGAGGAACAAACAGGGUACAGAGUACUGUAAAAUAACAGCACACAUCAGCAACAGCUCACCUCUUGUGUUUCACAUUUUUGUGUUAAGUUUAAUUAUUGUCUGCUUCAUCCCACGAUUUGUUCUUAUUUUAUUGAGUCUUAUCCUUGCAUGUUGGUGAUGACUGGGUCUUAAUAGCCUUAUCUUAUGACUGUAUUGAUCUUUUGUGUUGUGAAUGAUUCGUUCCAUUAAUGCAUAGCAAAUCACUUUUUAAGGGUUUUUAGAAGCACUUGAGUUUGGAUUUGAUGUCUCGGCAUAAGUGGAUCCUCUGAGCUUUUAUUGAUGGUUGAAAUUUUAAUGAAAUUCUCAGAUUGUGUUUUGUAUACUAUCUGUACGUAGAGCUGUAGUUCGUGAUUAGUGAACAUUCCCCACCUUGCUGUACUGUAGUCUUGCACAUAUGACCACACAUGCUCACCAGACACGAUAAUGGCAGGGAAACUGAGGCCUUGUUCGUUAACACCCCUCACUCUGUUGGAUGAAACCUCCUUAAGAGGAGCUGUUGGUGAAAUCGAUUACUACAACUACAUUUCUCUGUCACUAAUGAGGUUGUUGAUGGACGUAGCUUGAGCCUUGCAGGAAACCACACAAUUCAGUUCCUUCGUCAUGUCACGCUUUGUCAGUUGUUGGCGUCUUGUGGUGUUUUAUUUCCCUGCUGUAUUUGAGUGUUCAUAUAGCUGGACGUAGACGGAUCCAAUCCAAUCAGUGUCUUGAACAUCCAUCAUUUUAUUCACUCCCCCAGUCCCAUCCAGUAAGUGUGGACAGGUUUCCUUUAUAAAUUAAUGCCUUCCUGUUCUCAUUUCCUGUCUUAUUAGCUAAAUGCAUUUUAGCACCUGGACCUAUUUCUUAAUCUUGAAUUUACACUAGGUGGCUGAGGGAGGGUUGGUCACGUGGUCCCCUGAUGUGCUCCUGCAUGCUGCAUGCAAAACCCGGUGCAGAGCACCCCCUGCUGGGGAAAGUGUGACAGUAGUGUUUAGUGUGAGAGGAAGAAAAGCGACUCAGUAUAGCCUUUAUUCAAAGUUUUUUUUUUUUAAUAUGUUGCCUCGGUCUGCAGUGCAGCUACUGCACUCGGACACUUUUUUUUAAUUAAAUUGUAUUCUAACACCUAAGAUAAAUCAACCCAGUUGGACAAUUGUUCCACAUCUAUAUUUCAUUCUAUUCAAAGAAUGAGUCUAAAGCCAUUCAAAUAUCUUGUUUUUAGAAAAUGUCUAAAUACCACUGACACUUGAAUGACACAAAGUAGUUUUGUGACUGAAGGUUUACUGUGAAUUUGAGCAUGCCGCGCAGAAGAGAAAGCUAAACUUGAACGGAUGGAUAUGUGCGGCUUUUGUUUUUCUUUUCUUUUUUUGAGAAGCCUUAGAAUUAAAUAGCUAACCUUAUUGCUUUUUCAAGCAAGUCCUUUUGAGUGCAAAGAGUGUAAAGACAUCUCCUCAUAAUGCCUUUUCAAAAGCAACCUGCUUAGUUUAGAUGCCCACUCUUUAACAUAGGAUUACUUAACUCAACCAGCAGCCAUUUUUUUUCCCCCUAUCUAACCACUUCUUAUCCACAAAUAAUAAUUCUAAAUCUCUGUGUAACAUUGUAUAUUUUUCUUUCUUUUUUUUUUUUUUUUUUUUUAAAAGUCAUCCUCCGGAUCCCUGAGAAAAAUAUGCUUUAAAAUCAAGAGUAUUGUAUAUCUAGAAAUGCUGUCUUUGUCAUUCUCCGUUAGCAGUGCGCCAAGGUACAACUGCAGGAUCUGUGAAUUGCAACAGAGCAGACGCGGCGUGCAGCUCACGCUGGUGCCAAGCGGCUCAGGUGAACGACUGCAGUGUGAUGUCGUCGAUGU